Molecule: messenger RNA, 1335 nt
Organism: Paramecium tetraurelia
Lineage: Eukaryota; Ciliophora; Oligohymenophorea; Peniculida; Parameciidae
Exons: 1
Source: RefSeq, a predicted model, not a curated record
AUGAAUGAAAGAGAAUCUCGAACGUCUCAUCGGGCAUUUUCUUCUAAUCCUACUUCAGCUCCUUAGAAUGCUUAUGCUUCAGCCCUCAAAGCUUUGUAAGAGAAAUUAAAGGGAGUAGAAGGCUUAAGGAAAUCCGUAGAAAACCCUUCGGAUAAUUUAAUUGAGCAACUGAGGAGGCAGGUAAAUGAUCUGUAAAACGAAAAUGAAAGAUUGUAAUACUUGUUGAUGAAGACUAAUCAGGAGAGUUAGAUGAAUUUUGUAGCAUCGCAAUAAAUCGAAGUUUUGCAAGCAGAAAGAUUACAGCAUCUCAAAGACUAUUAAGAUAGAGUUAGUGAUUUAAUUAGGAAAAACGAGGAAUUGAAGCACGAAAAGCACGAAAUUCAAAUGGCGCAUGACAGUUUACAAAGAUAAUUGCAAGCACAUAAAUCUAAUGAAAAAGGGUUCCUCCAUAAAGUGGAACUUAAGAAAUUUGAAGAGAAUGCUGCUCUUUUAACUAAUGUUUAAGAUCUGAAAAUAAAACUUGAUCUGAAAGAUUAACAAAUAAAAAAAUAAGAAAAGAAAAUAGAAUUCUUGGAAAUUGAGAAAGAGUAGGUCCUCCAAGAUUUUAGUAAUUACAAAACAAAAUAUCCUCCCAUGAAAAUGCAUGACUUCGAAAAACAAAUUCAUGCCUUAAAAGUUUAGUUGGAUGAGAAAGACAAGCAAUACUCUAGGAACAUCGAUGACAUCGAAAGCAAUAAGAGUGUAAGAGAGGAACAAAUGAGUCGAAGAAUCUAGGAUUUGAUUGGCAAAUGCAACGAGUACCAAUAAAUCGUUGAAUAAGUCACUCAGGAUUAUAAGGAUUUGAGUCUCAAAUAUCAGCAAGUCAAGAUUAAAUUGGAUUAUGAGGAGAGAUAGCACAGGUACAUUAGCAGGAAGCUUAGUUAAGGGGAAACUGAACUUAAAUAGGGGUACAAGGAACAGAAAACUGUUACUAAAUUGAAUAUCGAUUAGAUGUCACCUCCAUUGACCAGUCCAAGAAUUGAAAGCAGUUUGAGACAAAGCUAAUUGAAACAAGCAAUAAGAGAAUGUUUGGAAGACAUGAAAACUACUUAAAAUUUCAAUUUUUGUAGUCCUGAUAGAAAAUCUGAAAACAGAAAAUAACCUCUGCUCUCUCCCUUGUCAACUACUCGUCAAUUUGAAAUCGAAACCAAACUCAAAGGACUUAAUGAGAAAUACGAGAAUCUAAUUAGGUAAGCUUAGAAAGAAAAUGAUUUGAAUUGUAAAGCUGUAAUAAGGAAGUAGUUGCUUGAAAUUGCAGAAUAAAUUAAAGAAACUACUAAAUUUGAGAAAACAUGA